Molecule: messenger RNA, 1145 nt
Organism: Mucor mucedo
Lineage: Eukaryota; Fungi; Mucoromycota; Mucoromycetes; Mucorales; Mucoraceae
Product: serine/threonine-protein phosphatase PP1
Exons: 6
Coding region: 77-1033 (318 amino acids)
Cellular component (GO): cytoplasm; nucleus
Molecular function (GO): protein serine/threonine phosphatase activity
Source: RefSeq, a predicted model, not a curated record
UUUUUUUUUACAACACACCUAAAAAAUACCUUUUUUUUUUUCUUUUUCAUCUCUUUAUAAAUCUUCAUAAAUAAUCAUGGCAGAUACAGUAGAAGCCGAUGUGGACUCAAUUAUAUCGCGACUCCUGGAGGUGAGAGGAAGUCGCCCGGGUAAACAAGUUCAAUUGGGAGAAAACGAGAUUCGAUUUUUAUGUCAAAAAGCACGCGAGAUAUUCAUGAACCAACCUAUACUUUUGGAUCUGGAAGCACCCAUUAAAGUGUGUGGUGAUAUUCAUGGUCAAUACUACGAUCUCUUGCGAUUGUUUGAAUACGGUGGAUUCCCUCCCGAAGCGAAUUAUCUGUUUAUGGGCGAUUAUGUUGAUCGAGGAAAGCAAUCACUCGAGACCAUCUGUUUAUUGUUGGCUUAUAAAAUCAAAUACCCUGAAAACUUUUUCAUCCUACGUGGCAAUCAUGAAUGUGCUAGUAUCAACCGUAUAUAUGGCUUCUACGAUGAAUGUAAGAGACGAUACAAUAUAAAGCUUUGGAAGAUUUUUACGGAUUGCUUCAACUGUUUGCCCAUUGCUGCCAUCAUUGACGAAAAGAUCAUGUGUAUGCAUGGUGGUCUUUCACCUGAUUUACAAACCAUGGAACAAAUUCGUAGAGUCAUGCGUCCCACCGAUGUACCCGACACAGGUUUAUUAUGUGAUUUGUUAUGGUCUGAUCCUGACAAGGACAUUACAGGCUGGAGUGAGAAUGACCGUGGUGUCUCCUUUACAUUUGGUGCGGACAUUGUUUCACGAUUCUUACAAAAGCAUGACUUGGAACUCAUAUGUCGUGCUCAUCAAGUGGUUGAAGAUGGGUAUGAAUUUUUCGCUAAAAGACAGUUGGUUACCUUGUUUUCUGCACCCAAUUACUGUGGAGAAUUCGAUAAUGCGGGUGCUAUGAUGAGUGUUGAUGAGUCUUUAAUGUGUUCUUUCCAGAUCCUGAAACCUGCCGAAAAGAGAGCAAAAUAUGGUUAUAAUGCUGGUAAAGGAAAACCCAGACCAAAGGCGUAAAUACGUUAAACACCCACCUUUUUUUUUUUUUUUUCGCUCACCCACUCCUUCACACACACACACACACACACACACACACAAAUGCGUUUGUCUCUAAUUAAAUAUAUAUUUU